Boleophthalmus pectinirostris (great blue-spotted mudskipper) is the source of this 4481-nucleotide messenger RNA. Its product is annotated as myomesin 1b. The coding region runs from base 126 to 4481 and encodes 1451 amino acids. The record is from RefSeq and is a predicted model, not a curated record. Lineage: Eukaryota; Metazoa; Chordata; Actinopteri; Gobiiformes; Gobiidae. Gene Ontology annotation, molecular function: protein binding. The transcript has 34 exons.
GCACCAUUGCCCGCUACCUGUGGCUUUGCUGGGAUAUCAAGUGUGGUGUAUUUUUCACUAACCUUUGGAGUGAAUCGCCCAGAAUAAUACACAGACAAUAAGCUGACACAGAAGUCGUCUGCGCCAUGUCUGGAUCCAUACCAUUCUACCAGAAACGUCAUCAUCACUAUGACCUCGGCUACCGCAGCUCAGAGAUGGAGUCCACCAUGAGCCGCUACCAGUCCAGCAGCAGGUUGACCGCUGGCAGCAGCAGCUCUGCUCUGAGCAGCAGCAGGGGGCUGUCUGUGUCUUCCCUCUCUGGGCUGGAGGAGAGCAGACUGAGCCCCUUGCCCAAGAGACCUAAGCCAACUUACUUAGCGGUGGACAGAGAGAACCACGUCAUUGGAUAUGUAGUACCUAUCUUCAGGGGCAGUCGAGAGUUUGCCUCAGGAUUUUCUGAUACAGAGGAGGCCAGGGGCAGGGACACUGCUCAGAUGAGCCGCAGGGAACUGUUCAGCAGUGGCCUGGAGAUGGAGCAGACCUCCAGGAAGGAGGCCAUGCGUGAGACGGCCAAUCGCAUCUCUCUCAACAAAAGGAUCCAUGAACAAGGAGAGCACUUUAAGCGUAUGAACGAAGACAGCCUGAUGCACUCUCCAGAGUUUGUGAUUAAGCCUCGCUCCCACACAGUAUGGGAGAAGCAGUGUGUGCGCCUGCACUGUACUGUUAGCGGUUGGCCUGACCCCAGGGUCGUCUGGUACAAAAACAAUGUGGCCAUUGACCCCCUUGGCAACCCAGGAAAAUAUAAACUUGAGAGCAAAUACAAUGUCCACUCACUGGAAAUCAACAGGUGUGAUUUUGAUGACACGGCGCAGUAUCGAGUUUCUGCCAUGAACUCCAAGGGGGAGCUGUCUGCCUUUGCCUCUGUCGUUGUAAAGAGGUUUAAAGGUGAAGUUGAUGAGUUUCUGCCUGCCCCCAGGCAGGGCCCUGUGUCUGAGUAUGGCAUUACCUUCCAGACUCACAUUGUUGAUACAUUUGGAGUUUCAUUUGGAAGAGAGGGCGAGACAAUGAGCCUGGGAUGUACCGUCAUCAUUUAUCCAACUUUAAACCGAUACCAGCCUGAGAUCCAGUGGUACAGAGAUGAUGUUUUGCUGUCUCCUUCUAAAUGGCACCAGAUGCAAUGGAGUGGGGACAGAGCCACGCUGACACUCAUACACCUGAACAAAGAGGAUGAGGGACUCUACACUUUACGUGUCACUACAAAGUCUGGAUAUGAGACACACUCGGCCUAUGUGUUUGUGAGAGAUGCUGAGACCGAGGUGGAAGGAGCCCCGGCUGCCCCUCUGGAUGUUCGUUGUCUUGAUGCCAAUAAGGAUUACAUAAUUGUCACUUGGAAACAGCCAGCAGUCGAUGGUGGCAACUCUAUUCUUGGCUACUUUGUGGACAGAUGUGAGGUUGGAACAAACCACUGGGUCCAAUGCAAUGAUACUCCAGUGAAGUUUGCCCGUUUCCCUGUCACCGGGCUGGUUGAAGGCCGCUCCUAUGUGUUCCGUGUCCGUGCUGUGAACAGCUGUGGUAUGAGCCAUCCAUCCCGAGUGUCUGAGCCUGUAGCUGCCAUGGACCCGGCAGACCGUGCACGUAUGCGAGGCACUUCUGCUCCCUGGACUGGACAAAUCAUUGUGACAGAGGAGGAGCCUGCAGAAAGUGUUGUUCCUGGAAGACCUCGAGAACUGCAAGUGACAGAGGCCACCAAAAACUAUGUGGUGUUGAGCUGGAAGCCCCCAGGGGAGAAGAGCCUUGAAGGUCUCAUGUAUUAUGUAGAAAAGUGUGUCUCUGGCACAGACAAUUGGCAGAGAGUGAACACAGAGAUCCCAGUCAAAUCCCCACGCUUUGCACUGUUCGAUUUGGCUGAAGGGAAAUCCUACAGAUUUCGCGUUCGCUGCUGCAACUCUGCUGGAGUAGGCGAGCCAUCUGACCCAACCGAAGCCACCACAGUUGGAGACAAACUUGAUAUCCCAGCAGCUCCAGGCAAAGUGGUCCCCACUAGAAAUACAGACACCUCAGUGGUAGUGUCAUGGGAAGCCUCCCAGAAUGCAAAGGAAUUAGUGGGAUACUACAUAGAAUGUAGCAUUGAGGGCAGCAAUGUUUGGGAACCAUGCAACAACAAGCCUGUGAAAGUCACCAGGUUCAUCUGCCAUGGCCUGAUCACAGGGGAGAGGUACAUCUUUAGGGUGAGGGCAGUCAACGCAGCAGGACUCAGCAAUUUCUCCCCAGAAUCUGAGGCUGUUGAAGUGAAGGCUGCUAUUGGAGGCGGCAUUCCUCAUGGUGUGUUGGAGAUGGGGCCAGGGGGUAACUUGGGCCAACUAACUGAGCACAGGCCACUCUGGAUGGGCACGCAUGAGACUGUCCAGUCCCCUCCUGACACUGUGCCAAAGGGCAAAGCUCAAACUUGUAAUGAUCCCAGGCAGGGGCCCGGGGCCCAUCAAAAGUCUGUGAGCACAGGCUGCAGGCCCCGGACCUCUAACCUUGGCACAGAGCAAUCCACAGACUGUGUGUCAGCUGUAGCUGUAGACUCACUCACUCACACUGUUGCACAUGUAGAGCCUGUCACACUACCUACCUGUGAGCCUGCCUCUGCUCAGUCUAAGGUCUUUGUAGAGGGGCUUACUGACCCUGAGCCCGCACAGGCAUGUAAGUUCUCUUUAGAUGCUUCUGCUUAUCAAGACACUACAAGGCCAAGGAGAGAGUCCACAGCUUCCCCCACUCCACCCUAUGGCAUCACUGUUUUGGAGUGUGUGCGUGACUCUAUGGUGCUUGCAUGGAAACAGCCCAAAUCUAUUGGUGGCGCUGAUAUCACAGGCUACUUUGUGGAUUACCGGGAGGUCAUUGAUGGAGUGCCAGGGCAGUGGCAUGAAGCCAACAUUAAGGCAGUCAGUGAGAGAGCAUACAGAGUGUCUGAUCUGCUGGAGAAUAGAAAGUAUCAGUUCCAGGUGAGGGCUGCCAACAUGGCAGGUGUGGGAAUCCCAUCUUUGCCUAGUGACACUUUCCUGUGUGAGGAGUGGACCAUCGCAGUCCCAGGCCCACCUCAUGACCUGGAGAUCAGAGAGGUGCGUAGUGAUUCCAUGGUGCUACUAUGGAAACCACCUGUAUAUCAGGGCCGUGACCCGGUGAAUGGAUUUUACAUUGAUGUCAAGGAAGCAGAGGCUUCAGAGGAGGCAUGGAGAGGUGUAAACACCAAGGCCACCAACAAGACAUUUUUCAAGAUCAAAAACCUAAGUGAAGGACAGAAUUAUGUGUUCCGUGUCCGUGCUCAAAACCAAGCGGGUGUGGGCAAAUCCUCAGAGGUCACAGAGCCCAUCCAAGCUGUCACUAAACCAGGCACCAAGGAGAUUGUUGUGGAUGUUGACGACGAUGGUGUCAUCUCUCUUAACUUUGAAUGUGGUGAAAUGACACAAGACUCCAAAUUUGUGUGGUCCAAAAACUAUGAAGAAAUCUCUGAGUCAUCUCGGCUAGCUAUAGAGACCAAGGGAAACAAGUCCAAGGCUGUGUUCAGCAGUCCUGCAGAGGAAGACAUUGGGAUUUACUCGUGUCAUGUCACUCACACGGAUGGUGCUUCCUCCAGCUACACUUUGUCUGCUGAAGAGCUGCAAAGACUGCUGCAGAUCAGCCAUGACCAUAAGUUCCCCAUUAUUCCACUGAAGUCAGAGUUGGCUGUGGAGAUGUUGGAGAAGGGCAGGGUCCGCUUUUGGCUGCAGGCAGAGAUGUCGGGAAAUGGCCACAUUGAUUAUGUGUUCAAUGAUAAUGGCAUUUCUCAGGGGGAGAAAUACAAGAUGAAUUUUGACAAAAACACUGGAAUUAUUGAGAUGACCAUGGAGUCUUUGACUCCUGCUGAUGAGGGGACCUACACCUUCCAGCUACUGGAUGGAAAAGCUAAGAACCAGUCUAGUUUGGUGCUUAUCGGGGAUGUGUUUAAAGAGCUGCAGAAGGAGUCUGAGUUCCAAAGAAAAGAAUGGUUCCGAAAACAAGGUCCUCACUUUAUUGAGUACCUGAGCUAUGAGGUGACACCAGAAUGCUGUGUGCUACUUAAGUGCAAGGUUGGAAACAUGAAGAAAGACACCACUGCAAUUUGGUACAAAGAUGGUAAAGAGAUCAAAUCAGAUAACAACCUGGGCUUCACAGAGGGAGUGCUGAAGCUAGAAAUUGCCCAGCGUGACUCCCCAGCAGAAACAGCAGAGUAUGCCGACAGCCUUCUCUGGAGAAAACUCAAAAUUUCCAAGAAAGAUUCUGGUGUGUAUGAAGUUGUUCUGAAGGAUGACAGAGGACAGGAUACUUCUAAGUUGAAUUUGACAGAACAAGGUUUUAAAGACUUGAUGAACGAGGUUUUCAGUUUUAUUGCCAAUUCCUCCACUCCACUGAAGAUCACCAGUACAGAAAAUGGCAUCCGACUCUACACAUUUGUCAGUUAUUACAACGACUUGCUCCAAGUAACAUGGCAUUACAAGUGA